GCAGCUACCAUAUGGAGAUGGAAGGACUGAAGAGGAUGGUGGAGCUGCUGAUCAGCUGGGACCUGGAUGUCGGGGUGCUGGUGACAGACCGACACAGACAGAUCGCUAAAUGGUUUCGCGAAAACAUGCCCAAUACACGGCACUGCUAUGACAUCUGGCAUGUUGCAAAAUCCAUCGGAAAGAAACUGAAGGCCAUCUACAGGCAUAAGGACUGUGAAGACCUGAAGCCCUGGGUGCAAAGUAUAAUCAACCACCUCUACUGGGCAGCAGUGUCUACACCGCCUGGAGAGGGGGAACUUCUGGUUGCCAAGUGGAAGUCUGUGGAGCGACACAUUCAGAACAUCCACAAGGACCAUGGCGACCUCUUCCCAAUUUGUACUCAUGGACAACUGCAACGGCAAAAGAAAUGGCUCAAACAAAGUUCACGCUCAGCAGUGAAACUGGAGGAGGUGGUCAACAACAAGUCCCUGCUGGAAGAUAUCGCCAUGCUGUCGGGUGAACACCAGACUUCCAAGGUGGAGGCGUUCCAUAGCCUUAUCAUACAGUUCGCACCGAAAAUGUAUGUCUUCUCAUACAUCGGAAUGCUGUGCAGGAACCUGCUUGCUGGGCUGCACUGGAAUGAAAACUCGAGCCGCCCUAUAGCCACUACACAAGCGGGUGCUGAGCGCUAUGCAGUACGCUACCCGAAGUAUAAAGCAGGGGGCCAUGUGGUCAAGAAAAUCGCGACAGAGCCAACAUACCGCUACGUAGAUGACUUGAUCAGGGAGGUUGUUGCUGGCUGCAGACAGACCCCUGACCAGCGAACACCAGUCAGCGUCACUGUGGAUGUGCCUCCCUUCCUCUGCGAUGAACUGGAGAAGCCAGACAAGGAGGAAGCCAUCGCCAAGCACAGGAGUCGCUUCGGUAAGUGUUAACUGCCCUCCCGGUAACAGUUAGAGAUGCUACCUUAGUAGAAGCAUUUAAGUCCCAUCUUAAAACUCAUUUGUAUACUCUAGCCUUUAAAUAGACCCC
Molecule: messenger RNA, 1011 nt
Organism: Entelurus aequoreus (snake pipefish)
Lineage: Eukaryota; Metazoa; Chordata; Actinopteri; Syngnathiformes; Syngnathidae
Exons: 6
Coding region: 12-914 (300 amino acids)
Source: RefSeq, a predicted model, not a curated record